This is a messenger RNA of Pyricularia oryzae 70-15, 2192 nucleotides long. RefSeq lists its product as uncharacterized. Gene Ontology annotation, cellular component: nucleus. Gene Ontology annotation, biological process: regulation of transcription by RNA polymerase II. Bases 142 to 1299 code for a protein of 385 amino acids. NCBI's taxonomy places the organism in Eukaryota, Fungi, Ascomycota, Sordariomycetes, Magnaporthales, Pyriculariaceae. The transcript has 2 exons. Gene Ontology annotation, molecular function: DNA-binding transcription factor activity, RNA polymerase II-specific; RNA polymerase II cis-regulatory region sequence-specific DNA binding. The record is from RefSeq and is a predicted model, not a curated record.
UAUCACAGCCGGCAACCAGCAGCAGCAAAAUACAACACCAUACCACUAUCACUCAUCGAACAAUUGAGGCAUCCGGACUCUCAAAACUGGCAAUAAAGACUUCAAUCAUCCCCACUCAUAACACAUCGUCAACAAUUAACAAUGGCAAAGGCGACAUCGCCACCCGAUUCUCCACUUUCAUCCAUGGAUGAAUCUGACGCGUUCAAUGAGGAUGGCCACGACACUCCAGACCCGAUGCCGCCCGCGAAACGACAGAAACUACAGCUAGACGUAUCAACCGCUUCCUCAGCUGUCGCCGGCCCUGACCCCAACGAUCCAGCACUGGAAGGGCUAUCCCCCGUCUCCUCUGACACCUCUGGCGACAUACCCAGUUCUCCGGCACACCACCCACACCACCCACACCACCUACGCCACGGCGAUACCGACGAUGACCUCCACGAACAGGUGUCAGUCUGCGCCUGGGGAGACUGUGAUGCAGGUGAUCUCGGCAAUAUGGAUCGGCUGGUUGAGCACAUCCACAGCGAUCACAUUGAGGGCAAGCAGAAGAACAAUUAUAUCUGCGAGUGGAAGGGCUGCGGGAGGAACCGCCAGCUACAUGCUAGUGGCUACGCCUUGAAGGCUCAUAUGAGAAGCCACACAAGAGAGAAGCCUUUCUACUGCUAUCUACCCGAAUGCGAUCGCUCUUUUACUCGUUCCGAUGCCUUAGCAAAACACAUGCGAACUGUUCAUGAAACUGAGGCCUUGAGACCAUCUGACCCAAUACCAAAGGCAAUGCAGGCUCAAACAGCAGCUGGCACAUCUACCAAGUCCGGCAAGCCGCUUACAAUCGUGAUCAAGACGCCACGAUCGCAUGCGGCAGGGGCUAGGGACUCGGUACUCGACCGUGAUGGCGCAUCUCCUGGCUCCGAAAACAGCUUCCAGUUCACCGAACUGACUUCAGAGCAGGGCUUCUCCCCUAAGGAGCUCGCAAUGCCACUCCCUAAGCUCCACAAUCUCCUACGCUGCACGCUCAAGUGGACCGAGGAGGAGCAGCAGGAACUACAGCGCGAGAUUGAGGCCGCCGAAACGGCGUACAAGAACGCUUGGCUCGAGAAGGAGGUGCUUCUGCACCAGGUCAUCCAAAACGAGAUCAACUGGCACGAGCGCCGACAGGCCGUACUGAGCGGUGUGGCAGACGUGCAAGCAAAGCCUGUGGCUGUGAAUGGCACCCCUGCCGCCGCCGCCACUGCUGCAGCCGAUGAUGCCGAUUCUGUUGGGGGACUAACAGAAGAGGAAAUGGAGACAACCAUGCAAGACUAGGCGUCGUGCAGGCCGCUCCGUGUCCAGACUUCCCAGAGCCUCCAAGUUGUCCACUUUCAUGCAGACGUGGGUCCAUCUGAACCUCCUCCCAGCAGAAUGCGUCUACGUCCCUUGGCCCCUGCCCGAGCUUUGGGUUACACAGAUAUGACUUUGACGCAGCCGACGGCAAUGAGCCGGCGCUGAGCACCGUUUUCUGUGGCUCUUCAAAUUCCGGUCUUUCAAACCCAGUCCCCGGGCAGUUUUCCCAUCUUGACUGGGGCAGCGUUGAAAGUUGAAAAAAGAGGCUUGUAAAACAGGGUACUGUUGUUUUUUUCAUAUGUAUUCAAGCAAGGCGUUUGGGGGGAUGUUUUUCACCAAGGCACAUGACUUUGACCGUUGAAUAAUAAAGAUAAUAUCUCAUGAGUACUUGCCAAGGCCAUGAAUGUACCGCUGAUGACGACGUCCGGAAGCAGCCAACACAAGAUCAAAAACAGUGGAUACAGACAACGGCAUAACUGGAAGUCUUUCAAUCUAAGGACACGGUAGGAAGGGUGCUCCUAGGAGUGGAAUCUCGCAUAUUAGGUGUUGGACAAUUCAGCCCAUCCGUGAGCUGGCAAAAGGCGGUAUACAGAGUAUUCGCCAAGAAAUACAUCCCUUGCCGACAUGAGCAAUCUCAAUCCUGACAGCGGGCAUCUCCUUGGGACCGUCGACUUUUCCCAAUGGGAGACUACAGCGUAUCGGCUGGGGUUCUCUCUUCAGACAUGACUAUGUGAUAGAUGAAAAGUUUUGUGGACUUCGGUGCUCAUUCAUCAUUAAGAUGCACUUUACGGAGUAUACAUUCACUACGAAAUUGGGCUAGGUCCAGGGUAGGUAGCGUCAACAAUGAAAGUACGCUCAAGACAAGUACCCAGGCC